Molecule: messenger RNA, 3739 nt
Organism: Dermacentor andersoni
Lineage: Eukaryota; Metazoa; Arthropoda; Arachnida; Ixodida; Ixodidae
Source: RefSeq, a predicted model, not a curated record
GAGGCCUCCUCGACUGACGAGCUCCGAGUGUACGUAUAUAGCGGCGACAAGUACGCGCACGCUGCCGCUGCGCCCUCGGAGAACGGCAGCAAAUGUUGGGGGACGCGGAGGGUGCCCCGGCGGCGUACGGGACGUCGUGCCGUGCCGCCUUUCGCUGCCAAUGAUGGGGUCUGCCAUGCGAAGUACCGACUGCCAGCACUGACCGCUUCUCAAUCGUUCGAAAGCCUCACCGGCAUCGAUCACGCACGUGCCGCUGGGCAGCAGGCAGUGGCGCCCCAAACACGAGCGGACGGGCGUCCGAGAGCUAAACAGCUUGAAGCUUCGGAACGCCACUCGGGUCCUAAGCCUUCCAGGUCGCCAAGCGGUCGCAGAUAACGGAAGCAGAGGCCAUGGCUGCGACCCCUCAGCAUGGCCCAGGGUUGAUGCCGCAGCUGCCGCCGCUGCCGCAUGGCAUGGACCACCAGGCACCACCACCGAUGCAUCCGGGUGCCCCGCCGCCACCUCCGCCGUUCAUGGCGGCGCCUCCGGCACCUGUCGAAGGGCCGUCGCAGCAGCAGCAUCAGCCAUCGAGUUACAGCAAGAAGCUCAGCCUGGGCGGAGGCUCGGUGCGACUCCAGCUAAACCGCGAGUACUACCGCACGGUUCCGGGCAUGCUGGGCAUAGUGGAGGUACUCUGCUCGUGCGCCAUCGUCACGACGCUCAGCCUGCGCGGGUUCGUGUUCGACGUGUUCUUCUUCCUCUGCAACCUGGGAUUCACGUACGCGCUCGUCGGCGCCAUGUUUUUCGUGAACGGCCUGGUGGGCUCGCGUGCCGGCCGCGACCUGCCCCUGCUAGUGGCCGUGCAGUACUACGGGCUCGGCUUCGUCAUGUUCCUGGCCGCCGGCAUCGCCAGUCUGGUGAAGUCGCAACGCGAGGCGCUCGCUAUUAUGGUCGGCACCGUGGCCGUCAUUGUGGCCAUCGCGCUCUUCGUGCACGCCGUGUACGCGGUGCGCACCUCCUGAGCGAAACGCACGCGCCCGGGAGAACGCAGCGGUCCGUCACUUCGUGGCGAUCGCGCGGGCGUGCGCAAGUUGUGUGCGAGAAAGGAGCUACGCAUUAAACGUUUUGACCCGCUAAUCACUACCUGCAUAUCUCUUGCCGGCUGGCGUUUGCCGCGGUACGAAUGCGUAAGUGCCACUGACAGAAUUAAGCGCUCGCCGCACUGAACAAUUUCAGUUUCAGCCAGCGUGUGAGACCACCCUGAAAUUGCUGGGCCAAUAACGAGAAUAUUUUACGAAUACUACUUGCAUUGAUGCCGAGAUAACGGCUACCGUCCAGGACUGCAUGCAGAGCAUGUCAUGACGAAACAUGGCAAUUAACCUGUAAACACGGUUGCUAUACGCGGGGAACAGUUAUUAAGUAUAGGCUGUAUAGCGGUUCGUUAAGAACAGAUGUUGCCAAUCGUAACAUCCGCCACCGUAUUAGCUAUAAGGCAGGCGGCUGGCCAGUGAGAAACAAUUCUCACAAACGAAAAUGUUUGUGAAUUCGGUCCCCGUCUUCCUCUGUUCUGUGCUGCUAGCACAAAUACACUAUACCCAUCUGUAUAGAAUUGCGCUGCUUGCCAGAACGUAGCAAUAAAACAGAUCUCGUUUGCUCCCAGCUUGUCUAUUCUAACAUAAGAAUGAACCAUCCAAAGCCUAUAUUAUCGGUAUUUCUAUUUUUGGGAUACUAUCAUUUUUGUACUAUAGCAUGCCCAGCGCAAUGGCCGUCCCAAUGACAAAGCAGGAAAGCACGCAGGUUUAACACUUGAACUGGCCAUUGACGCCUGAAUCGACGCCUCAAAGAGGCGUCAACGGGCAUUUAGCGCUAUAAGGUCGUACAUGCAAGCAAGCAAAUGAAACUCCCGUUUAGACAGCAAGCGCUAAUGUCGUACAAAUGUAGUACCACUGCAUCUUACUAUCUCUCACUCGCAUGUAAACUCCAUAAGUGCGACUCGCACCACCAAUCCAACAGAUAGGGCGAUUCCGUCAGCUGACCUGGUCCGCUGGCCAACUCGAUCGGCAGCGGUGCCUGCACAGCCCCGGUGCGCCAGCCCGCUUGGGCCGCGCGGUGGCAGCCACGACAAGCGGUGACGUCAUCGAGGCACCACCGUGUUGACAUUCGGUGCGCGCUCGCCGAAGACCAUUUUGGCUACGCCGCGCCAUUCAUCGUGCGCUGUGUGCGCGCGCUGUCGCGCACGGCCGACCGAGAGCCGCCGUGCGAUGAGCAUCGCCGCCGCCGCUGAAUAGGUCCUCGAGAGAGAUACGCGCGGCUGGCGUCAAGCGCGGCGGCAUACAAACCGAGACCAUUUCUCAAGUGUAGAGGCACGAGCCGCAAAGGCGAUUUGGAAAACGAAAUUUGCCCGCUCGAUUCGGGCGCCUAAGAGCAGCGGCCGCAGAUCGAUACGCGCCCACUGGUCUCCUCCAGCGCUCCGCGUUCACGGGCCGCGAAACCGAACGCGGCUCUUUGUACCGUUACCGCUUUUCUCGCUCUUCCCUUGUCGUGGCCCUCUCUCGCAACGCGCGGUGCCAAUGUAUGCAAGUAUGCGGCACGGCGCGCACUGCUCGUGUGACAGGAAACACGACGGCUGCGGUCGACCGUACAACGCGACGCCGCUUUCAUUGGAAAUGAUUUCUCACGCCCGGGCAUUACGACGGGCGGUGCCCCAGAAUCUCGAGGAGUGGAAUGAAAGAAGAAAUUGCAGUUGACGCGGAAGGCGAUGCAGACGCGACCGGGGCCAUCGGGCAAUGUUUUGUACGUGCACGGUGCCACAACUUCCAUCGGAAGCCGAAACAUCGUCAGACCGGCUUCUGGGGGCGCCACGGAGACGCAUCGCCCUAUAACAUGCGCCAUCGUAGAUGGCGAAGAAGCGAGAUAACUCUACGGCGCUCAUCCUGCCUGAAGCCGUCGGAAAACCUAUACACCGAUUGCACGGAUGUAGUUCGACAGGGCGCACUGCCUGACAUUUCCGAGUCUUUCAUUACAGCCAACCUUCACGAGAUAAGGAAACUUUGAAGUCAGCUCUCGCGGCGACUGGUUGAAACAGAUCUCGUAAAAAGCCCUGGCGGAGACAAAACAAAACCCAAUGGGCUAAUAACGUCAACGCGGCUAAAAUCAUCCCCCCCCCACUCCCGCUCUUUUGUUUCUAGAGCGAAGCUGUAUAUGGCUACGGUUCCGUGCAUUUUUGUUCUCCGUGAACAAAAACUAUCAUCAUCAAUGGCUCAUACCCUCGUAAGCAUUCAUGCUCCCGUAAGCAAGCAAAAGAUGGAAUGGCUCAUAGCCCGUAAGGCAGAGGCUACAAACACUCAGCAAAGUGAAUUCGAACAGUGCUUACAUUCUUUCUAAUCACGCAUACAGCACACAGAACAGCAUGUCGAAAACUGUCAUCAAUGGUUCAUACCCCCGCGAGCGAUGUCUCAUACCCCCGUAAGCAAGCAAAAAAUGUUUUGGGCCGUCCGGUAAGCGGAAGAUGCCGCCGGAGUCCAAGGACUUCGAGCCGCCACCUGAGGCCACCACAACCAAAAGUGCCGGACCAUUCUUUUUAAUAAAAUUAUUUUCUUCUUCAUAGUCCAGUACGGUUCAUGGCUACUCACUGUGCGUGAAUUAGCUGCGAUGACACUAUCUCUGUUGCCGUUGUCAGUGAUUUCAAUGUAGAUGUGUCGGUAUCGAAAAGGGAGCGGUUUACGCGUUCCGCGUUGCAGACAUAUCCCUUGCGAUGCCA